GACGGCGACGGCACGGUGGUGUGUUUGCCGGUUGAAAUCUGAAACAAAAACGAAAGAACAGUUCAUUAAACUACAUAUUUGAAGAAAAGAAUCACCUGAAACACAAGCAAUCUGUUAUUCCCUUUGAGGAACUUUGCAAGGAGAAAAGAUUAUUAUUAGUAUCUGCCUCUUACAUAUUUUUAGUCAUGUUAAAGAACAUGGUAGUUGUUGUCACCGGAGCAGUAAAUGGAUUGGGUCGCCAGACACUUGCCCACUUUUGUCAGGAAAACGCCAAUGUAUUUGGUUGUGACAUCCGUGAUGAUGAUGGUGAGCUAGAGAAAAUAUUUGGUGAUAAAGUCGGGUUUUUGAAAGCAGAUGUUCGCAAAGAGAAGGAUAUGGAACAAGUUUUCAAAAGAGCCAAGGAGAAAUUUGGGCGGCUUGAUGUGCUGGUGAACUGUGCUGGAUAUGCUGCUUCACAUAUAACACUAACCAGUGGUGGACUACCAUUUAAGUUGGAACACUUCUCACGGCUAUUAGAGGUGAAUGUUUGCGGUCAAUUUAACGCAAGUCGCCUGGCGGCUAAAGAGAUGGCUACAAAUGAUUUAGAUGAAGAUGGUAGCAGAGGAGUUAUUAUUCUUACAUCAGGAUUUGCAGGGAAAACAGCUCGAGGUGGUCAGGCAGGUAUAAGUGCAUGCUGUGGAGGAAUUGAAAGUAUGACACUCCCUAUGUCAAGGGACUUAGGCUCUUUAGGAAUAAGAGUGGCAACAAUUUCACCAGGGCUGUUCUCAACUCCUCUUAACAGCAGUCUAAGUGAUGAAGUUGAGGAGUUCCUUGUCCGGUGUCAGUCAUUUCCACAUCGCUUUGGAAAACCUGUUGAAUAUUCUGAAUUAGCUCUCCACAUAGUCCAAAACAAAAUGAUAAAUGGAGAUAUCUUGUCAAUUGACGGUGGUCUUGUCCUGCCCACUUACUAAUUAACAUGUCUCUUUACUUAGAAUGGCACCAUUUUUAUUAGAUUUUGUACUGUUUGGGGUCUCAAAUGUAAAUAAUUAAUAUGUUAUGUACUCAAA
This is a messenger RNA of Frankliniella occidentalis (western flower thrips), 1046 nucleotides long. Its product is annotated as 3-hydroxyacyl-CoA dehydrogenase type-2. Gene Ontology annotation, molecular function: estradiol 17-beta-dehydrogenase [NAD(P)+] activity. The record is from RefSeq and is a predicted model, not a curated record. Gene Ontology annotation, cellular component: mitochondrion. Gene Ontology annotation, biological process: estrogen metabolic process; androgen metabolic process; fatty acid metabolic process. The transcript has 5 exons. Bases 186 to 950 code for a protein of 254 amino acids. NCBI's taxonomy places the organism in Eukaryota, Metazoa, Arthropoda, Insecta, Thysanoptera, Thripidae.